Molecule: messenger RNA, 1449 nt
Organism: Sporothrix schenckii 1099-18
Lineage: Eukaryota; Fungi; Ascomycota; Sordariomycetes; Ophiostomatales; Ophiostomataceae
Product: thioredoxin protein
Exons: 1
Coding region: 1-1449 (482 amino acids)
Biological process (GO): protein modification by small protein removal
Molecular function (GO): peptidase activity
Source: RefSeq, a predicted model, not a curated record
AUGGACGUCCAACUUUUGGUCUACGACCUGUCCCAGGGCCUCGCGCGCCAGAUGUCCAUGAGCUUCUUGGGCUUCCAGCUCGACGCCAUCUACCACACGUCCAUCGAGCUCAACGGCCGCGAAUACGUCUACGACGGCGGCAUCCUCGCCAUUCAGCCCUACUCAUCGCAUCUCGGCCACCCGUUUGAAAAGGUGCCACUCGGCACCACGACACGCACCGUGGCCGCCAUCGAGGCACACCUUGACACGCUGCGGCCGCGCUUCACAGCCGCUGCCUAUGACCUGUUCCGGCACAACUGCAACACGUUCACCGACGAGUUUGCGCAUUUUCUUGUCGGCCACGGCAUCCCGGCGCACAUUACAGGGAUGCCGGACGCCGUACUGGCGACGCCCAUGGGCCGGAUGCUGCUGCCGCAGCUGAUGCAGAGCGGCGUGACAAGGGGACGUGGGAACGGUGGUGGCGGCGGCGGCGGAUCGCUUCUCGGCCUCCAAGAGACAGCACAACCGGCGGCACCGGUACCAGCAUCAGCAGCUCCACGUUCCACGGCUCCAACACACCGACACCACCGCUUGACGCUGCCCUCGUUUGCCAAUGUCGAUGCCGCACGGCCUGUCCUCUUCUCCAAAGUGCCGCCGCUCGACAAGCUGCUCAGUAAGCUCGGCGAUGAGGUGGCACAGCAGCCCGCCGUGCGCGAUCUACGCAUCUUUCUCGAGGGCAAGGCGGCGGCCAACACCAAGUCGGUGAGCACGCCGGACCUGGCAGCGCUCGGCCGCUUUGUGCGUGAGUCCGUCCCGGCCCUGCCGCGGACCACCCUCUUUGCCGCUGUCGAUCUUUUCCGAUGCAGCCUCGCCGACCCGCGAGUGAGCGCCUUUUUCGGCGACGACGAGGCCGACCACGGCACGGUGAAGAGCGUUGUGAGCGUUGUCAACAGCGAGGAUGCUCCCUAUGCUCUGCGUCUAGUAACAUUGCAAAUGGUCUGCAACCUGUUCGGCGCACCUCCCGCGGCGGCCAACUCGCUGCUGGCCGACGCUGCCUUGCGUGCCGCCCUCGUCCAGCUCGUCGCUGCCAGCUUCUUGGAUGACGCGCACGCCAGCGCCCGGUCCGCGGCGUCGUCCCUUCUAUUCAACAUGGCCAUCACGUCGAGGCGGUCGCAGUCACAGUCACAAUCAAAGUCGCCAGGCCUGGCUGUCGACGACCAAGUCGAACUCGCCGCGUCCGUUGUCGAGGCCAUCGGCCAGGAAGAGGCGUCUGCCGGCGCCCUGCAAGGCAUGCUGGCCGCGCUGGGCCACCUGGUCUACGGUGCGCCGCUGGACGGCGAGCUUGCGGACCUGCUGCGGGUGCUGGACGCGGCAGGUGUCGUGGCCGCCAAGGCCAAGGCGUUUCCAGACGAGCCGCUGGUGGCCGAAGUUGGCACAGAACUGCUCGGCAAGGGUUUUGUGAUGGCAUGA